Molecule: messenger RNA, 2857 nt
Organism: Drosophila rhopaloa
Lineage: Eukaryota; Metazoa; Arthropoda; Insecta; Diptera; Drosophilidae
Gene: Sec15
Product: exocyst complex component 6
Exons: 3
Coding region: 98-2371 (757 amino acids)
Biological process (GO): intracellular protein transport; Golgi to plasma membrane transport; exocytosis
Cellular component (GO): exocyst; membrane
Source: RefSeq, a predicted model, not a curated record
GUGCCCUAGGCUAUUACCAACACUGCCUAUCGGGGAAUACGAGUUUGUUAUUCAUUCAGUAAAAUUGGUAGAAAAGUACAUUAAAAGAGGGUAUAAGAUGUCAAAGGUGACUGUGCAAGACAUAGAAGCGGUGGAUGACUACUGGGGACCCACAUUCCGUUCGAUUCUAGAAGGAAACAACACUAAGCAGAUUGGGGAGCAGCUGGAGCAGCGAAUUCGCAGUCAUGACAAGGAGAUCGAGCGGAUAUGCAACCUGUACUACCAGGGUUUUAUUGACUCCAUCAAGGAGCUGCUGGAUGUACGCAGCCAAGCGAAGCAACUGAACACCGAGGUGCAUAAGUUAGACACCUCACUCCGCGAAAUUAGUGCCUCCCUGAUCCAGCAGGGUAAUGAUUUGGUGCGGGCCCGCCAAAUAGAAUCCAACUUGGCCAGCGCCAUUGAGGCACUUAAGUCCUGUCUGCCUGCUUUGGAGUGCUACAUAAAGUUCACGCAGCAGGCCAAGAAUAAGCAAUACUACCAGGCGCUGAGGACUCUGGAAACCUUGGAGACGGAGCAUUUGACGCGGUUAAAGACACAUAACUACCGCUUUGCCACUCAGAUGCAGAUACAGAUACCUAUCAUCAAAGAGAACAUUCGUCGCUCCUCAGCUUUGGAUUUUCGGGAGUUUCUGGAGAACAUCAGAAAGUUCUCGCCACGCAUCGGCGAACUGGCCAUUACGCACACCAAGCAGCUCCAAAAACGGGACAUCAACGCCAUCAUUGCCGAGCACGUGCAACAGGUUAACGGAGGAGAUGAUGAUGGCGCCAAUGUCAGCGCCCAGGACCUUAUAGACUUCUCGCCCAUCUACCGCUGCCUACACAUCUACAUGGUGCUGGGGCAGCGCGAGUACUUUGAAAAGGACUACCGCCAGCAACGUCGGGAUCAGGCCAAACUGGUGCUUCAGCCGCCGCCCAAUAUGCACGACAAUUUGGAGGCAUACAAGACCUAUAUUUGCGCCAUCGUUGGCUUCUUUGUGGUAGAGGAUCACGUGAAGAACACGGCGGGUGAUGUUGUGACCAACAGUUAUCUGGAGGAUCUGUGGUCGACCUCACUGACCAAGUUUGUCAACGAGAUCAGCAUGAGUUCUUCAUCCUGCACCGAUCCCAAUAUUCUGCUGCGCAUCAAGAACCUGAUUAUGCUGUCUAUCAACACUUUCAAGUGCUACGGAUACACAGUCAGCAUUCUCUGGGAAUUGCUGCACAACAUGCGGGAUCAUUAUAAUGAGGUUUUAUUGCAACGCUGGGUACAUGUUUUCCGGGAAAUCCUCGAUAAGGAGCAGUUCCUGCCUAUGGUUGUGCAGAACGUAGAGGAGUACGAAGGCAUUAUAGAGCGGUUUCCGUUUCACUCGGACCAGCUGGAGAACGCUCCGUUUCCCAAGAAGUUCCCCUUUUCGCGCAUGGUGCCCGAGGUCUAUCACCAGGCCAAGGAGUUCAUGUACGCCUGCAUGAAGUUCGCCGAGGAGUUGACCCUUUCUCCCAACGAGGUGGCUGCCAUGGUACGCAAGGCGGCAAACCUGCUGCUCACAAGGAGCUUCAGCGGCUGCCUUUCGGUGGUGUUUCGCCAGCCGAGUAUUACGCUGUCUCAGCUCAUUCAAAUCAUUAUCGACACGCAGUACUUGGAGAAGGCUGGCCCGUUUUUGGACGAGUUUGUCUGUCACAUGACCAACACGGAGAGGAGUGUGUCACAGACACCAUCGGCCAUGUUCCAUGUGGCCCGGCAGGAUGCGGAAAAGCAGGUGGGGUUGCGCAUCUGUUCCAAGAUCGACGAGUUCUUCGAGCUAAGCGCUUAUGACUGGCUGCUCGUGGAGCCGCCGGGCAUUGCCUCCGCCUAUAUUACGGACAUGAUCUCAUACCUAAAGAGCACCUUCGACAACUUCGCCUUCAAGCUGCCCCACAUCGCCCAGGCGGCUUGCCGACGCACCUUUGAGCACAUUGCGGAGAAGAUCUACUCAAUCAUGUAUGACGAGGAUGUGAAACAGAUUUCCACCGGGGCGCUUACACAAAUAAACCUUGAUCUGAUGCAGUGCGAGUUCUUUGCGGCUUCGGAACCAGUUCCUGGUCUGAAGGAAGGGGAGCUGAGCAAGUACUUUCUGCGUAACCGACAACUGCUGGACCUGCUCAUCCUGGAGGAGUGGAGCACGUAUUUCCACGACUAUGGCAAGCAGGAGAACCGCUACCAUCUGGUGCAACCGCAGUCCAUCAUUGUGAUACUAGAGAAGAUCCGCGAGGCGGAUAAGAAGCCAAUUUUCUCGCUGGUGAGAAAAAACGACAAGAAAAAGUUGCUGGAAACGGUGCUAAAACAGCUGAAGCACAUCGCCGAUAGACAGAGCUAGGAUACAAAAGCUGUUGGUUAGUUAGAGCUUUGAGCAAAUAAUUAUUAUUAUUCCAACAUUUAAUAAUCUGCUGGAAUGAAUGAUUUUUCAAACUCUAAUUCUAAUUGUAUAAUCCUUCACUUUAUAGCUUUUCAUCGUUAUUAUUUAGGCUAAAUUGAAUUUCACAUGAUAAAAGUAUUUAGUUCUCAUUUACUUUUGAUUCGAUUUGUUUUUAUAAAAGACAAAUUUCAAUUGAAACUGCUCGACCCGUUGAACGUGUAAAAUUGUAUUUUGAAUUUUGAUUCGUAUGUACAAAAAGCGCAGAACUUUUGUGGUUGCCUACGUACAGAUUGUUGAUAAAUGCAAAACGAAAACGAUACAAAAAGAAAACAAAUGGAGAGGAACGGCUAAAUAACAAAUUGUAUAUAAUUAUUAGAUGUAUGUAGCGUACGUGUAUUGUGUAGGUAUAUUCCGCAAAUCGUAAUAAACUAACUUCUAAGUUACGUA